AAUUCACCCAUUAAACUUGGUAACGACAGUCCAAAGAUGGGGUUUACGAGGGUCUGUGAAUGCGGCAUUAGCCUUCAGUUGUCAGUGAACUAAGCAGCUGUUACACUCGUGUGUGAGCUCCAGCAAACAACGCGUAGCGUUACUCCCAUUAUCUACAGCAUGGCACGUGGACAUCAGAAGAUUCAGUCUCAGCAGAAAAAUGCUAAGAAACAAGCUGAGAUGAAGAAGGCCAAGGGUCAUGAUCAAAAGACGGCAGCUAAGGCAGCACUAGUAUUCACUUGCUCUGUGUGCAAAUCCCAGAUGCCUGACCCAAAAACAUUCAAGCAGCAUUUUGAGAGCAAGCAUCCCAAAUCCCCUCUGCCUCCAGAGUUGGAGGGAGUAGAAGCAUAAGUGACUACACCAGAUACCGAACUGAGCUCUAUGAGGCCCUGCACCAAGUCUGCACUUGCUUCGGUCUGACAGCAGUGAUUGAUUUGAUGUAAUCAACUUGACAACAACAUCUUAAUUUAGGUUUUGAGCCCAGGUUGCCUUCCUCUCAUAUGGUCCUGUGUGCUUAAUAUGUUUAAAUACUCGAGAGGGCGAAACCAAAUGCUGCCUUUGAUUUUAGGGUCACUGAAGACGUUAAUAAAACGUGAAUGAAGAUUUCUCACUUAACAGUUUUUCAGCACAAACCUCACUGCCCCAAUGUGUCAUGCACAUAGGAAUAAUUCUUACAUAUAGCUCUUUGUCUGAAGCUUUGGUGGACUGAACAUUUAAUCAACCUUUUAUUGCCAUUUCAUUUUGAGUUGAAUGUUAACAUGGUGACAGUGCUUCUUUUCCCCUCUAAUAUCUCUUCCUCCUUAGCGCUCUCUACCCUGUUAAACUGGGAUCUUUCAUCUUGUUAAUGGUUAAUUUUUGUCCAUUUUAAAGCUGCUAUAUAUAAACAGGUUAAUAACUUUUUGAGUGGGGCUUGUUAACAGUGUUUGUAUGCUUGGAAAAUGAAUGUAUGUACCAAUUAUGUAUUAUAGCAAUUUAAUAAAUUUUACUUUGUCGUAUUA
Molecule: messenger RNA, 1037 nt
Organism: Betta splendens (Siamese fighting fish)
Lineage: Eukaryota; Metazoa; Chordata; Actinopteri; Anabantiformes; Osphronemidae
Gene: znf706
Product: zinc finger protein 706
Exons: 3
Coding region: 160-390 (76 amino acids)
Source: RefSeq, a predicted model, not a curated record